AUUUAAUUUUCUUCUGACAGCUAUUUAUAUAUCGUCUUCCUUGUUGUAGAGUAAAGGUAAUACUCUGGCGUGUUUCUAGCUUUGUGGAUAUGACACGCUUUUCUAAAAAAUAAAUAAAUAAGCGGAAACAUCUUGUUAUAAACAAACUCCAAGACAGCCUUUGGACCAAAUUAAUUUGUGGUUGACAACGUCCAUGCUGGCUAAUGAAGCAACGUUAGCCAAGAGCUUGCUCAAAUGUUUUAGCGUUUGUCCGUAUCUGCACGCUUGUUGUGGAGGUUAUGUGUUUAGCGAGUAGGUUUUGUGCGGCUAGUUAAGGUUCCGGUUGCUCCUGAAUUGCACUGACAGAUGCGGCUAGCUAAGGCUAACAGUGCUAACUUGGCAAGUGUGAAUGGAAAAGGGUAUAUCAGAUUUACUCCGGCGGUAAUGUUAAAUACCCUGUGACCCGUGGCCGCUUGUUUCGUGCUAGCUUAUUUUGCCUCAGCUGGUUAGCUGACGUUAAUCGUUUAUAGGAUUGAAAAUGCAGCUAAUUUAGAGCUGUCACCUCAGUAUGUGAUGACACAAUUGUACCUGCAGCCUUACCUUAGCCGUUUGUGUGCUUUUACUGAGCGUCCAGAAUGAAACUAAAAGCAGUAAUUGGUUUUAUAGUACAGCUAGCUAACAGUACAGUACGCUCUCCGUUAAGGCUAGCAAGAAGCUUCCUCCUCCUCCCCUCGGUACGUUUUACAUUAAUAUCUGAGGCAGGUUUUGUUUUGUUUAUUUCAAAUGGACAUGGAGCAUCAAAAGAAGUACGGAAAUGUUGGGGGUGUCUUUUCUUUCUGUAAAUUUUCAGACACAUAGUAAUACAGCUGCCAUCCCAGUGUCAUUCUCAUCUACAUCUAUUAUCUGUGAAUGUAAAGUGUAUAUAGUGAUUAAAUCAAUCAUUCUUUAGCUGGAAACCCUUAAACUAUUACAAUAUUCUUUCUUUUUUGUUUUUUAAAUGCCUACAGGAAAAUUCUGUUAUCUUGAUGAAAGGUUAAAAAUCUUUGCUUUGGUUUGCAAUUAAAAUGCAGUUUGGUUAGGAUAAAUCCAACCAUUUGAGCCCUGAGAUUUGGGAACUCGUAAUUGGUCAAAAUAAUGGCUAGGCUGUAUCAGUCUGACAUCUUUAUUGAGCAGCAUUUGUGUAAUUAUUUUAAACAGGAUUGCAUUUAGAUUUUACAGGUCACAAACAAAACAAAACCACAAAAAAAGGAAAUGGCCGUAAAGCAAAAGUUUAGCAAUUCUGUGGGACGAAUAAGACUGUUUCACUUCUUGUUUUGGGGGUUCUUCAGUCAUUCAUAGUGAUUGCACGCCUCGAGUGAGUUUUCCUUACUUUUUAGAGCCAUGGUAAAAACUUCAGCUCGUACCUUUUGUUGUCAUUAAUUCCUUGUGGAUUUUACGGUGUAAUUCUCCUGUAAUAGAAGCUGCCCUCUUUUCAUCUUUGCCUUCUUUCUUUAUUUUUAAAUACAGAUUUAUUCUGUUCUUUAGUCACCCAGUGAAAUAUUCAUCCUGCAAAACAAGACCAAAACUGCUCAUUCCAGUAUGUGGUUCAUGAAAUUCCAAACCUUUUUUCUCAGAACAUUCCUGUUUAAUGCGGACAGAAAUUUCUAUUUUUAAUUCAAGCAAACAACAAGACCUGUGUGAUAGAGCACAGUUUUUCCGAUGAAGCCCAGACUACAGGUGUGACCGCACUAUAAAACAGUGUGCGACUGUGCUACAGACUGCCAAACUAUUCUUAGACCUAAUCUUAGCCACUAUAUUAUGGAGUCUGACUUUGAUCAGUUGCACCCAGUGUCACGUGUAUAAUGGCAACAUUUAGGUGAAACAUGCCCUUAUUUAUUAUAAGUAGGACAGUUAUAUCGCGAGUGCUCCCAGCUUCUCAUGCAAGGAUAUGUUGAUAUCGUCCUCUAUGUGACAGUUAUAUAAACAGAUUUUUAAUGACUGUCUCUUUUAGUGUAUUGCAAGUGAUCUUUGGACUGCCAUCUUCAUGUGACGUCUUGAGAAAGGGGAAAUAAAAGCACCCAAAAAGAUUGUGCUUCAGCUAUUCUCCGUAUGUUUCAGGGCGCAACUGAUUUGUAGACGUACCAUCUGCCUGUAUCAUGUGGGAUGUGAAACAGUUAGUUAACAGCUUGUGACCUUCAACAAUUACAGUGACCACAAUGGGCAGAUAAGAAAGACAAAAUAUCUGCUGUGUGGAGGCUAGAAGGUUAGUAAGACCUCGGCAGAUACCUCCUCUUUUCCUGCACGAGCAGUCCAGCAAGUUUACAGCACAAUGGCUGAAGAAGACUAUGGCAGCUUUGUGGACUGGAACCAGAUGGGCGAUUUGGCCAAGAGCAGCGGGCCCACCAAGGUGGACACUAAAGAUCUGAAAGAGUUCAAACGGAUGGCUCGACAAGGUUAUUGGGCCAAGAACCACAAGCUGCGGGCACAAGUCUACCAGCAACUCAUCAAAGCCAUUCCUUGCCGUACAGUGACCCCAGAUGCAGCAGUGUAUCGUGACAUUAUGGGAAAUGCAGCCACAAAGAAAACCUCCACCAACGUCCCACUACCAGAAUUUGUGGAUGGAAAUCCCAUACCGCGGUACUGUCUGAAGCCGGAGGCAGUAGCCUCAGUCCAUCAGAUCAUCAACUGCCUCGCUGGACAGUUUCCAGAUAUCUCUCAUUGCCCAGCUCUUCCUGCAGUUACUUCAUUGCUCCUGCACUUCAGUGUAGACGAAGCUCAGUGUUUUGAGCAUGUCAGCCGCAUACUGGCAUGCAACGAGCCAGGGAAGCGACUUAUAGACCAGACCUUCCUGGCUUAUGAGUCUAGCUGCAUGACCUUCGGUGACCUAGCCAAUAAGUACUGCACAGCUGCUCACAAACUGAUCGUUGCUACGGCUCAGGAUGUGAUGGAUGUCUACUCAGACUGGCAGCGCUGGGUCCUCGGUGACCUGCCUUUUAGCCAUGUGGUUAGGGUCCUAGAUGUCUACCUAGUAGAGGGCUAUAAGGUUCUUUACCGCGUGGCAGUAGCCUUGCUCAAGUUCUAUCGCAAGCAUAAAAUGGGAGCAGAGGGGGGGCAGGGCAACCAGCAGCAGGAGGAUUCAAACAAAAUCAAGGCAGAUAUUCAGGCAUUUGUUAAGGGCAUUGCUUCCACCGUCACACCUGACAAGCUGCUCGAGAAGGCAUUCUCCAUCCGCCUGUUCAGCCGCAAGGAGAUCACCCUGCUGCAGCUUACAAAUGAGAAGUCCCUGCAGCAAAAAGGAAUCACUGUGAAGCAGAAGCGCUCUAGGCGGAACGUGCAGCUGGCACUUAACCCUGACACAUUUUCCUCGGAGAUAGUCAGUGCCAAGGAGAUGCAUGACAUCUGGUCAUGGAUCCCAGAGCGCUUUGCCCUGUGCCAACCACAGCUUCUCUUCACAACCUCCACCCACGGUUGCAGCCUGAACAGAUUCUACUCACAUUGUGAGGGCCACGAACCCACUCUGCUCCUCAUCAGGACCACAGAUGGCGAUGUAUGCGGAGCGUUUCUGUCCACUGAUUGGGAGGAAAGGAAGAGAGGAGGCAACAAGUUGAGCUUCUUCGGCACAGGGGAAUGUUUUGUCUUCAGGCUGAAGCCAGAGAUGGAGCGUUACGAGUGGAUAGUAAUCAGUCACCCUGAGCUGGCUUCAUCCAUCAAGACCCAGGCUCAGAAAGAAACAGCAACAUCUGAAGACCAGAUCACAGACAGCAAUAGCUUACAGCAGCCAGAAAAACCUCCUGGAGAGCUGUCACCAUUUCUGUCUGCCCGCCACUCUAACCUGAACUCUAAGAAUACUUCUAUGUUCAUGUCUGGAAAUGUUGACUCCAUCAUAGUGGGAGGAGGCAACGGCAACGCUCUGUAUAUCGACUCUGAGCUGAACCACGGGCGCACUGGCAGUUGCACUACCUUUGACAACCCGCCCCUGUGUGCAGAGAGCUUCCAGAUUUCACUGCUAGAGGUGUGGGGCUUCCAGGACACCAUGGCCUCAUAAUGCUGAGCACAUACAUGCAACACAUACUUAGGUAUUCAUCCACAAACACUUAAACAUGUGAAAUAAGAAGUCAAGUGUUUUAGGUGGAAAACAUGCAAACAAAACCACAUCCGUCCUGCAAAUUCAACUCUGAAUUUUAUUUUAUUUUUUAAAUGUAUUAAAGCAGUUUGUUCAAAUUUCUGCAAAUGAACAAAAAUGUUUCUUUUUUUUCCUGUUUAUUUUUGUAUUUAUAGAUUUGUGUACUCAUUUUGUUGACGUGAUAAUGGAAAUGUCCAGGAUCAACCUGCUGAGCAAAAACAUUUGAUUUUCUGAAUGUAAAUUGAAGUCCUUUUUUUCUUCUGUAGUUUAUCUCAAUCUGCCAAACUCAUUGUUAAGCUAACUCUGCAGUCCUUACAUUACUAUCAGGUCAUGAGGUUUACAACAGCAUGUGUGAAGUCGAGUCUCCAUGUUUGUGAUAUAUGAUGAACAAAAGAACCUAGAUGUUAGAGAACCUGUCGUAUCUUCCCACACUUCCUGAUAUAUCGUGAAUAGAUGGGAGAUCUGACAAAUGAAUUCAUGGUGUAAAUGUUUAUGAAGAUCUAGUGAAUUUUUAUGUUGCCAUUUUGCACCAGCUUUCUCUUUGAGUCUGUGAUGAUUGUCUCCCUUUUGUGCAGUAUAUGAAUAUAAUGUUGUUGUUGUUUUUUCUUCUCCUCUACAUCAUUUUCCUGUUAUUUCCGUCCUUUCCAGUAUAAAGAUUGUAAUGAGAAGUUGAAACGUUGUCCUGUUCCUAAAGUGUCGUUGGGGGGCCUCUGUGUGAGAGUGUGGAUUUGAAAAUGUGCUUCAGUAAAGUGUCAAUUGAGUAAUUGCAAAUGUGAAAAUACAGCAUUAAGCUUUCAUCAGA
Haplochromis burtoni (Burton's mouthbrooder) is the source of this 4883-nucleotide messenger RNA. RefSeq names its product TBC1 domain family, member 24 (gene tbc1d24). The record is from RefSeq and is a predicted model, not a curated record. Lineage: Eukaryota; Metazoa; Chordata; Actinopteri; Cichliformes; Cichlidae. The coding region runs from base 2288 to 4003 and encodes 571 amino acids. The transcript is spliced from 8 exons.